GAUAAGAAAUGGUGAGCAGGCAAGCAUGGAGUGGAGUGCUUUUAAAUUUGGGUGUCGCUGUCGUUGAAAGCGAUGGGUGGCUAGUUUUACAGACAGACAGCAGCACCUGCUCCUCCGUCUGGACUGACUGACUAGUGACUCAGCUCCACCCACAUCCCCCUUCGUCGUCUUCUCCCUCCCUGCUAGCUGACCUCCAAUCCACGAUAAGGCAAGAUAAGCUAGCUAGGAAGGCAAGGGAUCCGAUGGACAAGUACGAGCCCGUUCGCGAGAUCGGGGCGGGCAACUUCGGGGUGGCCAAGCUGAUGAGGAACAAGGACACGAGGGAGCUGGUGGCCAUGAAGUUCAUAGAGCGAGGAAACAGGAUCGACGAGAACGUGUUCCGCGAGAUCGUGAACCACCGCUCCCUCCGCCACCCCAACAUCAUCCGGUUCAAGGAGGUGGUGCUGACUCCCACGCACCUUGCGAUCGUGAUGGAGUACGCUGCGGGCGGGGAGCUGUUCGAGCGCAUCUGCGACGCCGGGCGGUUCCACGAGGACGAGGCGCGCUACUUCUUCCAGCAGCUGGUUUGCGGCGUCAGCUUCUGCCACGCCAUGAACAUCUGCCACCGGGACCUCAAGCUGGAGAACACGCUGCUGGACGGCAGCCCGGCGCCGCGCCUCAAGAUCUGCGACUUCGGCUACUCCAAGUCCUCGGUGCUGCACUCGCGACCGAAGUCAACGGUGGGCACGCCGGCGUACAUCGCGCCCGAGGUGCUGUCGCGGCGAGAGUACGACGGGAAGCACGCCGACGUCUGGUCGUGCGGAGUCACGCUCUACGUCAUGCUGGUGGGGGCGUACCCGUUCGAGGAUCCAAAGGACCCAAAGAACUUCAGGAAGACAAUACAGCGCAUCAUGUCGGUUCAGUACAAGAUCCCCGAGUACGUGCACGUCUCCCACAACUGCCGCCACCUCCUCUCCCGCAUCUUCGUCCAGAACCCGUACAAGAGGAUCACCAUGAGCGAGAUCAAGACCCACCCCUGGUACCUCAAGAACCUGCCGAGGGAGCUCAAGGAGGAGGCGCAGGCAGCCUACUACUACAGCCGCCAGGGAGACAGCAGCAGCAGCAGCAGCAAUAAUGCGACAGCAGCACCCGCCUACUCGUCGCAGAGCGUGGAGGAGAUCUUGAGGAUCGUGCAGGAGGCGCAGACGGUGCCCAAGCCACCGUCCAGGCCCGACGAAGCAGAGCAACAGGAAGAAGAAGACGACCAUGACGAUGACGACGACUACGACAGAACGGUGCGGCAGGUGCACGCCAGCGGAGAGUUCGACAUGAUUAUGAGCAGACUCCAAAUCUGACUCUUAGUAUCUUGCCUGCCAUUGGUAGUUUUGUGUUGUAAUGCGUGCCUGUAACAUGAAUUUCAGUCAAACUAUACACUAUCAUAAUGGUGAUGGUAUUGAUGAAAA
Molecule: messenger RNA, 1442 nt
Organism: Zea mays
Lineage: Eukaryota; Viridiplantae; Streptophyta; Magnoliopsida; Poales; Poaceae
Exons: 2
Coding region: 243-1334 (363 amino acids)
Biological process (GO): protein phosphorylation
Molecular function (GO): ATP binding; protein serine/threonine kinase activity
Source: RefSeq, marked provisional